Molecule: messenger RNA, 4084 nt
Organism: Rhineura floridana
Lineage: Eukaryota; Metazoa; Chordata; Lepidosauria; Squamata; Rhineuridae
Gene: CDYL
Product: chromodomain Y like
Exons: 7
Coding region: 618-2240 (540 amino acids)
Cellular component (GO): nucleus
Molecular function (GO): transcription corepressor activity
Source: RefSeq, a predicted model, not a curated record
UCGCGCCGCCGCUCAGCUGAGAAGACAAUGGGCGAUCAAAGAAGGGGAGGGGGCGGAGGAGGAAGAGGAUGGCGCUAGGCGAGGCUAGAGCCCUGGUGUGUGGCGCUCUCUCUGCGCUCGAUUAGCGAUCCUAGUGGGAGACUUAGCCAGCCGGCCGCCGGAGCGAGGGACGGAAAGGGACACCGAGUGGUGGAGGUGGCAGCGGCGGCGGGUGCGGGGAGUCGUCGCCGCUGCUGCAGCUGGCUCCUCCGCCCCCCUCCUCUUCUCCUCCUUCUCCCGCGCCUCGCGAGCAAAGUGUGCGAGAGUGAGUGCGAGUGUGAGCGAGAGAGUGAGUGAGCGAGCCCCGUUGCGCAGCUUGCUCUGCGCACAAGCACCGCCACCGCCACCACCACCACUAGCGGAGGAGGACGGCAGAGGCACCACCAGCACCACACGGGCAUUUAGAAAGAGGAGCGUCGUGGCAUACCCACGCGGAGAGAAAAAGAAGCAGGAGGAGGAGGAAAAGAAGGGAAGAGAGAAGAGAAGAGGCCACACCAGACACCAACUGAGACAAAAGUAUCUCCAAACCAGCACCCAACUCCACCUUGGGAGGCAGGCGGCCAGGCGGGCGCCUCAGCAUGGCUUCCGAGGAACUCUACGAGGUAGAGAAAAUUGUUGACAAAAGGAAAAACAAGAAGGGGAAAACGGAAUACUUAGUGCGAUGGAAAGGCUAUGAGAGUGAAGAUGACACAUGGGAGCCCGAACAACACCUUGUGAAUUGUGAGGAAUAUAUACAUGAAUUCAAUAGACAUCACAAUGAAAAGCAAAAAGAAAGCACAUUAACAAGGACAAACAGGACGUCUCCAAAUAAUGCAAGAAAACAAAUUUCUAGAUCUACCAAUAGUUCUUUUUCAAAGACCUCAAAGUCCUUAGUUAUUGGAAAGGACCAUGAAUCAAAAAACAACCAGUUGUUUGCUGCACAGAAGUUUCGAAAAAACAACACCCCCCUCUCUGGUAGAAAAAACAUGGACCUUUCAAAGUCAGGUAUCAAAAUUCUUGUGCCCAAAAGCCCCAUCAAGAGUCGGACAGCAGUGGAUGGUUUUCAGAGUGAAAACUCUGAUAAGCUGGACCACAUUGAACACGACCAGGAAGAUUCUGUAGCACCAGAAGUGACAGCAGAGAAACCAGUUGGAGCUUUAUUAGGACCUGGAGAAGAGCGUGCUAGGAUGGGCAGCAGACCAAGAAUACACCCAUUAGUGCCACAAUUACCUGUGCCAGUAACAGCUACAAUUGCAUCUGCGUUAACAAUCAAUGGUAAAGGUACAUCUACCUUCAUAGAAGCAUUGUCUACGAAUGGUACCAACAUACAAACAUCAGUAACCGGAGUGACAGGCAACAAACGAAAGUUCAUUGAUGAAAGGAGGGACCAGCCUUUUGAUAAAAGGUUAAGAUUCAGUGUGAGGCAAACAGAAAGUGCUUACCGGUACAGAGACAUUGUUGUCAGGAAACAAGAUGGCUUCACGCACAUUUUAUUAUCAACAAAAUCAUCAGAGAACAAUUCAUUAAAUCCAGAGGUAAUGAAAGAAGUCCAAAGUGCACUGAACACAGCAGCAGCUGACGACAGCAAACUUGUACUCCUCAGUGCAGUAGGCAGUGUUUUCUGCUGCGGCCUUGACUUCAUUUAUUUUAUUCGACGCUUGACAGAUGAUAGAAAAAGGGAAAGUACUAAGAUGGCAGAUGCUAUUAGAAAUUUUGUAAAUACAUUCAUUCAAUUUAAGAAGCCCAUCAUUGUAGCAGUAAAUGGCCCAGCCAUUGGACUUGGAGCAUCUAUAUUACCUCUGUGUGAUGUGGUUUGGGCUAAUGAGAAGGCUUGGUUUCAGACUCCAUAUACAACGUUUGGACAAAGUCCUGAUGGAUGUUCAUCCCUCACAUUCCCAAGAAUAAUGGGCCUAGCAUCUGCAAAUGAAAUGUUGUUUAGUGGAAGGAAACUGACUGCACAAGAAGCAUGUGCAAAAGGACUUGUGUCGCAAGUUUUCUGGCCAGGAACGUUCACACAGGAAGUCAUGGUUCGAAUUAAGGAACUUGUCACAUGUAAUUCAGUUGUACUUGAAGAAUCCAAAGGUUUAGUUCGUAGUAUUAUGAAGGUGGACUUGGAACAAGCGAAUGAUAAAGAGUGUGAAGUUUUAAAGAAAAUUUGGGGUUCUGCUCAAGGCAUGGACUCAAUGUUAAAGUAUUUGCAGAGGAAGAUUGAUGAAUUUUGAAGAAAUGUGCAUUGACACUGGAAUUGUAUUUACUUGGACAUCUGGAUUUUAUGGAUGCCCUAGCUGAAUUUAAAAAUAAAACUUGCCCGACGCUCAGAAAGAGUGGGACUAAAGCUUGGAAGAACAAGGUUUUAUUAAGGUUUUUUUAAAAAAAUAAAGAAGUACUGUAUGUUAAGCAUUGAACAAAUUUCCUUUCUCCAUAUAUAGAUAUAAAUAUAUAUAUUAUAUUUCUUUAUAUACACAAACUAAAAAAAAUAUAAUGGAGUGCACUACCAAACUUUUGUCUUCUACUUGGUUAUCAUUGGCUAGUACUGUAUCAGAAGAAAAUGGUGGAUAAAAUGAGGUGUUGCAUUAUUUUGUAUAUGGCAGGAAGGUCCUGAAGCAAUGAGAUAUUUUUUCACUAGAGUACAGAAUUAAAACGGGUAUUGGCCAGCCCUUACUUUCACUGCCCAAAAAGAGUUAUUUAAGAAGAGGUGUUGCCUUGAAUUUUGAGGAAGGUUAAAAAUACCUCAAGUAACGAUGCAUUCUAAAAAUCAAUUAUUUUUUAAAAGAAACCCCUGUAAUUAAAUGGUAUAUUUUUUUCUCUGUCUCCUCCCUGCCCCUACCCCACCUCCUAAAAAAUGAGUGUGCUCAGGAUUUAUGCUAUAAAAACACUCAGCCCUUCUUGUUUUGGGGAGCAUGCCCGAUUCUGACCCAGAGAGCAUGAAGAAGCCAGUCUAUUGCUGAAAAAGAAGCUUCAUUUGCAGUAUUAGUGAAUCACUGAAAUACCAUAUAUACUAUGGGUAUCUUAAAUUAUAGCUUAGUGGGUUUUAUUAAAAAAAAUAGUGUUCUUGAAUUAUUUUAACUACAUAAUUGCUUCUGUUGCUGGGUGAGAAAAAUACUCUAUAUACAGGUUUUUUUGUUCUUCUGUUUGCUGGUUUAAUUAAUGAAUUACACCAAAAAUGUAUUUUAUGUUCAUUUUUUAGUUUCACGUAGAAUAUAUUUUAUUUAAUAAGUUAAAUUCCUUUUGACACACUAUUAAAUUUUUCUUUUUUUAAAAAAAAAACUACCUUCUAUUAGAUGUUGAAUAUCUUUUGUUUUUAAUUUUAAUUAUAUGCUAUGGCCCAAUCCAGAAAUCUUUCCAUGCAGCAGCAGGCUGCAUGCAUUCUGCAGUGGAUGAGGAUCUCCAACAUCAAAAAGAUGAUUAGUGCUGUCAGCUGAUUUCAUGUUAGAGUGGGUUCUUGGAAUCAGCUCUCCCUGUCUCCUGUUAGAAGAAUCACCUAUCUGGCAGGCAGUGCAUGCUUGAUACAGGAGUAUCACAUAUGCAAUACCCAGAUGCUGGAUGCAGUUUUAUCUUUCCUCCCUCUCCCCCAUACAGUGCCCUUUUGUGCAUAUGGGACUGCAUCCAGUAGUGCAAUAUGCCCAUGGGACUUUGCUUUCCACGUGCAGAUUGCCGUUUUUGGAUCAGCGUGCAUAAUAUACAGAUGUAUAAGAGUGACCUGUGUAAACAUGCCUAAUUUGCAUUCCUUUCACGAGUGUAUGAUGCUUCCUGACUCCAGAUACUUAGGUAUCUGUGCCUGCAAUCUUACUGAAUGUAUUAAGAAUGUGGGGGGGAGGGGGGAUCAAACAUUAUUUUUGUACAGUUGGAACUUUAUACUUGGAGCCUGACCACCUCAUCCUAGUGAAGAGUUGUACAGUGUGUAAAUCUGCUUUUACCUUGGAUUGGUACAGUAUUUUUGCAUCUGUGGGACCUACUUUUUUGUUUUAGUAGUUUGAACUAUAUAUAAACUGUACAAGCUGUAAAGUUUUUAUAGAAUAAAUAUUCAGCUGUGAACUGGUUAAAAUAAAACUAAUAUUUCUUAACA